Messenger RNA from Pristis pectinata (smalltooth sawfish), 2289 nucleotides. RefSeq names its product cell surface glycoprotein 1-like. Lineage: Eukaryota; Metazoa; Chordata; Chondrichthyes; Rhinopristiformes; Pristidae. The coding region runs from base 1 to 2289 and encodes 762 amino acids. The record is from RefSeq and is a predicted model, not a curated record. The transcript is spliced from 3 exons.
AUGGCGGUGAUGGACGUGCUGAUGGUUGUUCUUGAUGUGAUCCCGAGGCACUUUCGGGCGGCUUAUUCCUCCUUUGCAUCCCGGAGCAGCCUGGUGAUGACGACACGCAGACCAAGUGGGAGAGCUCCUGAAACACGGGAUCAGAUAUCCAUUCGCUCUUCCACUAAAUGCGUCAAAGGUGCUGUGACCCAAAUACACCGCGGCAUCGAAAGUUCAGCAUUAAGGCUCCUGGAAAGUCUCAACCACAAAAACCGACAACUCCUCAGAACCAAGGGUAGCCCCACAGACAGCCUGCCCCCGCUAGAUCAAGGGCAGCCCCAGACACAGCCCGCCCCCCAAGACCCACCGCAACCCUUCGCUCAGCCUGCCCGCCAAGACGAGCCACAGACCAACGCACAGCCUGCACCCCAAGACCCAGGGCAGCCCCACACACAGGCUGUCCCCCGCAAGACCAAGGGAAACCCCACGCCCAGCUUGACCCCCCGGAGAACAAGGGCAGCCCCAGGCAUAGACUGCCCCCCAAGAUCGAGCAGCCCCACCCACAGCGUGACCCCACAAGACCAAGGACAGACCCACGCGCAGCCUGCCCCCCCCAAAGAACAAGGGAAGCCCCACGCACAGCCUGCACCACCAAGACCAAGGGCAGCCCCACGCAGAGAAUGCCCCACUUAUCAAGGGCAGCCCGACUCACAGCACACCUUCCCGAACAAGGGCUGCAUCAAGCUCAGCCUGCUCCCCAAUACAAGUGCAUCCCCACACGCAGCCUUCACCCCCAAGACCAACCGCAGCCCCUCGCUCAGCCUGCCCCCCAAGGCCAGCUACAGGCCCACGCACAGCCUGCACCCCAAGACCCAGGGCAGCGCCACACACAGCCUGCCCCCCCCCCCCAAGUACAGCACCAAACACAGCCUGUCCCCCGCAAGACCAAAGGCAGCCCCACGCCCAGCCUGCCUACUCGACCUAGGGCAGCCCCACGCUCAGCUUGACCCCACCAAGACCAAUGGCAGCCCCAGGCAUAGACUGCCCCCCAAGAUCAAGGGCAGCCCCACCAACAGCGUGACCCUCCAAGACCAAGGCCAGACCCAGGCGCAGCCUGCCCCACCAAGUACAAGGGCAACCCCACACACAGCCUGCUCCCCCCGCAAGACCAAGGGCAGCCCCACACAUAACCUUCCCCCUCAAAACCCAAGGGCAGCCCACACACAGCCUGCCCCCCAAGACCAAGGGCACCCAAAACACAGCCAGCCACCCCAAGCCCAAGGGCAGCCACAGACACAGACUGCCGCCUCCAAGACUAACCGCAGCCCCACACACAGCCUGCCCCCUCAAGAUAAACUGCAGCCCAACACACAGCCAGCCCCACGCAAGAGACUGCCCCACUUAUCAAGGGCAGCCCGACUCACAGCACGCCCUCCCAACAAGGGCUGCAUCAAGCACAGCCUGCUCCCCAAUACGCCAUCCCCACACGCAGCCUUCACCCCCAAGACCAAGGGCAGCCCCAAACACAGGCUGUCCCCCGCAAGACCAAAGGCAGCCCCACGCCAAGCCUGCCUACUCGACCUAGGGCAGCCCCACGCUCAGCCUGACCCCACCGAGACCAAUGGCAGCCCCACGCACAUCCUGCCCCCCAAGAUCAAGGGCAGCCCCACCCACAGCGUGACCCUCCAAGACCAAGGCCAGACCCAGGCGCAGCCUGCCCCACCAAGGGCAGCCCCAUACACAGCCUGCACCCCCCCCCAGACCAAGGGCAGCCCCACGCAGAGACAGCCCUACAUGACCAAGGGCAGCCCGACUCAGAGCAUGACCCCCGCCGAACAAGAGCUGCGUCACGCACAGCCUGCCCCCAAUACAAGUGCAUCCCCACACACAAGCUGCACCCCCAAGAUCCACCGCAGCCCCACACACAGCCUGCCCCCGUCCCACCACAACCCCACGCUCAGCCUGCCCCCCAAGACCAGCCCCAAACCCACGCACAGCCUGCACCCCCAAGACAAACCGCAGCCCCACACAAUGCCUGCACCCACCAAGACCAAGGGCACCCCAAACACAGACAGCCACCCCAAGCCCAAGGGCAGCCACAGACACAGACUGCCGCCGCCAAGACUAACCGCAGUCCCACACACAGCCUGCCCCCUCAAGGUAAACUGCAGCCCUACACACAGCCUGCCCCCUCAAGACCAAGGGCACCCUACACAGCCAGCCACCCCAAGAUCAAGGGCAGCCCCACACACAGCCAACUCCCCAGGACCAAGGGCAGCCCCACACACAGUCUGUCCCCCCAAGACCUAA